AUGGCGGCCCGGUCGUCGUGCUCAUUACUCCUGCUUGUCCUCGCCGGCGCUGCUGCCGGAAUACUUUCAGUUCACGGCGAUGGCACGCCGGAUAGCACAGUCAAAGCAAAGGUAACAACGCUGUAGCUAUUGCUCCGCGCAGGAUUCCUAAGCAUCGACUGCGGCCUCCCAGAGAAGAGCAGCUACGUGGACGCCGCCACCAAGCUGCCGUACGUCUCCGACGCCGGUUUCACCGACGCCGGCUACAACCGCAACGUCUCGGCCGAGUACAUCAACCCGUCCUUCACCAAGCGCUACCUCAACGUCCGCAGCUUCCCGGGCGCGAAGCGCAGCUGCUACACCCUGGGCUCCCUCACGCCGGGGUCCAAGUACCUCUUCCGCGCCACCUUCAUGUACGGCAACUACGACGGCCUCGGCAAGCAGCCGGCCUUCGACCUCCACCUCGGCGUCAACUUCUGGCAGACGGUGAGGAUCGCCGCCGCCGACUCCCCGGAGAUCGCCGAGGUCAUCGCCGUCGUCCAGGGCGACUCGGCGCAGGUCUGCCUGGUGGACGUCGGCUCGGGGACGCCGUUCAUCUCCGGGCUGGACCUGAGGCCCGUGAAGGGUGCGCUGUACCCGCAGGCGAACGCGACGCAGGGGCUGGUCCUGCACGCGAGGCGCAACUUCGGGCCGGACGAGGUCGCGGUGGUCAGGUACCCGGACGACCCGUACGACCGCGUGUGGUUGCCAUGGAGCGACCCGGCGGAGUGGAAGGAGAUCUCGACGGCGGAGGCCGUGAAGGGCGUCGUCGGCAGCCUAUUCGAGGAGCCGUCCACCGUGAUGCAGACCGCCAUCGUCCCCCUCAACGCCUCCAAGAGCAUCGAAUUCUCCUGGGACGCCGAGCCUAGCCACGUGUAUCCCGACCCCGGGUACAUCUGCAUGCUGCACUUCGCCGAGUUGCAGCGCCUGGACAGCAACGCCACUCGCCAGUUCGACGUAACAAUCAAUGGCGUUCCUUGGUACCACGCAUACACGCCCCUCUACCUCACAUUCGACACCAUCUACAGCGGAGGGCUACACCGGAGUUCCAGCAACUACAGCAUCUCAAUAAGAGCCACGGCGAACUCGACGCUGCCGCCGACUGUCAACGCCGCCGAGGUUUUCAACGUCAUCUCCACAUCCAGUGUAGGCACCGAUGUUCAGGAUGUUGCUGCCAUUACGGCGAUCAAGGCCAAUUAUCAGGUGAAGAAGAAUUGGAUGGGUGACCCCUGCGUUCCCAAGACACUCUCGUGGGAUGGGUUGAGCUGCAGCUACGGAAUUUCCAGUCCCCCAAGAAUCGAAUCAGUAAACCUUUCAUUCAGCGGGUUGAGCGGAGAUGUUUCAUUUUACUUUGCCAAACUCAAAGCACUCAAGUAUUUGGAUUUGUCACACAAUAAGUUGACAGGCUCAAUUCCUGAUGUCCUCUCACAGCUGCCCUCUCUCAUGGUCAUAGAUUUGACAGGCAAUCGGCUCAAUGGAUCAAUCCCGCCCGGACUUCUCAAAAGAAUUCAAGAUGGUUCCAUAUCUAUGAGGUAUGGUGACAAUCCAAAUCUUUGCAGCAAAGGCGAUUCUUGUGAGUCCGGAAAAAAGAAGAGCAACUCAAUGCUUGUCCUCUACAUUGCUAUUCCAAUAGUGGUGUUUGUGGUGGUAGGAACACUAGCAUUGCUGUUUUUCUUCAUGCGAAGAAAGAAAGGUGAUACUGGCAUUAACAUACGUAAACCGUUAUUUAGCGUGAAGCCGCGGGACGUCGACGACCUGCAACUGAAGAACCGGAGGUUCACGUACAGCGAACUGAAGGCCAUGACGAACAACUUCCAUCAGGAGCUCGGCAAGGGAGCUUUCGGGAUAGUCUACGAUGGCUUCUUGAAAGAUAAAACUCGCGUGGCAGUAAAGUUGAUGUCUGAAUCGUCCAAGCAAGGUGUUGGAGAAUUCCUGACAGAGGCUGAGUCCUUAACAAAGAUUCAUCACAAGAACAUUGUGACCUUGAUCGGUUACUGCAAGGAUAGCGGGUGUAUGGCCCUUGUCUAUGAGUACAUGUCCGGAGGAACCCUAAAAGACAAACUAAGAGGUAGGGAUGACAGCACUGGACCGUUAACCUGGAGGCAGAGGCUGCGCAUCGCACUGGAUUCCGCGCAAGGGCUCGAGUAUCUGCACAAAGCGUGCAGCCAGCGCUUCGUUCAUAGGGACGUGAAGACGGCGAACAUCCUGUUGGAUGGAAACCUCGAUGCUAAGAUCGCCGAUUUUGGCCUGCUGAAGGCUUUCCAUCGCGACGAGGACACCCAUAUAUCCCAGACAAGGAGUUUUUACGCGCCACCACUAAUUUCGCUCGCAUGCGCAGUGAAGCCAUCAUCGCUGAGAACAAUGGCGGCAAGGUCGUGGUCGCUGCUUCUUUGCCUCGCCGCCGCCGCCACCGUCGGCGUGCUCAAAGCUCUCGCCCAGCCGGACAGCAUAGGUUUCAUCAACAUAGACUGCGGCCUGCCGGGGACGGCGAACUCCGUGGACGACGCCACCAAGCUGUCCUACGCCCCGGACGCCGCCUUCACCGACGCCGGCUCCAACAGCAACAUCUCGGCCGAGUACGUCACGCCGCAGCUCGCCAAGGGCUUCCACAACGUGCGCAGCUUCCCCGACGGGGCGCGCAACUGCUACACCCUCCGGUCCCUGGAGGCUGGGCUCAAGUACCUCGUCCGCGCCUUCUUCAUGUACGGCAACUACGACGGCCUCAGCCGGCCGCCCAUCUUCGAGGUCCACGUCGGCGUCAACUUCCUGAGCACGGUGAACGUCUCGGACCCGGGCGCCACGGGGAUGCUGGAGGCCAUCGUCGUCGUUCCCGACGACUUCGUUCAGGUUUGCCUGGUGAACAUCGGCUCCGGGACGCCGUUCAUUUCCGCACUGGAACUGAGGCCCCUCAAGAGGAAGCUCUACCCCCAGGCCAACGCGACGCAAGGCCUGGUCCUGCUUGGCAGGGCCAACUUUGGUCUGACGAGUGCUUCAGAGUCGGCCAUCAUCAGGUGAGCAUGCACCCCCCCCCCCACCCCCCACCAUGUAAUUAACACUGAAACACUGCAUUGGGUAUCUGAUGACUACGACUGCAACCACAAUUAACACCAUCGAUUUUUCAGGUACCCUGAUGAUCUGCAUGACAGGUUGUGGAUGCCUUCCGUCGACGCCACCAGCUGGGCCGUGAUCUCGACGGCCAAGAAGGUGCAGAACAUAAACAACGACCUGUUCGAGGCGCCGUCCAAGGUGAUGCAGACGGCGAUCACGCCGCGCAACGCCUCCGACAACAUCGAGCUCUUCUGGGAGCCCAGCCCGCUGCCCAGGGACCCGUCUCUGGGGUACAUAGCCAUCAUGCACUUCUCCGAGCUGCAGGAGCUGCGCGGCGCCGUGCGCCAGUUCUACAUCAACUUUAACGGCCGGUACGUCGACGUCUUCACAACGGAGCUGCUCUACUCCGAGGCCACCUACAACGUCAUCCCCAUAAGGGGCUACACGCGGUACAACGUCUCCCUGAACGCUACCGCCAACUCGACGCUGCCGCCGAUCAUCAACGCCAUGGAGGUUUUCUCCCUCAUCCCCACCACCAACGUCGGCACCGACUCCAUGGACGUGUCCGCCAUUACGGCGAUCAAGGCGAGGUAUCAUGUGCGGAGGAACUGGAUGGGUGACCCGUGCUUUCCCAAGACUCUCGCUUGGGAUGGGUUGACCUGCAGCUACGCCGUUUCCAGCGCUCCAAGAAUCACAAGUUUGGAUCUGUCAAACAAUAACUUGACAGGCUCAAUCCCUGACGCCCUUUCAAAGUUAACUUCACUUGUAGCACUAGAUUUGACGGGAAACCAACUCACUGGAUCAAUUCCCUCUGGGCUUCUCAAAAAGCUUGAAGAUGGCUCCCUGAAUUUGAAGUACGGAAACAAUCCACGCCUUUGCACCGAUGGCAAUUCAUGCCAGUCCGUGAAAAGGGGGAGCAAGCUAACGGCCGUCUACGUUGCUGUCCCUGCUGUCCUAGUUGCGGCGACAGUGGUGGCACUGCUCCUUUGCAUCAGAAGACGAAAAAAGCACGGACCGAUGGACAGCUCCGUGAAGCCGCAGAUCGUCGAUGGAAACAGCUCACUGCUGCAACAUAAGAACCGUCAGUUCACCUACAGCCAACUGCAGACGGUAACCGACAACUUCCAGCGUGUGCUCGGCAAGGGAGGCUUCGGCUACGUCUACGAGGGCUUCUUGGAGGAUCGCACUCAGGUUGCGGUCAAGUUGCGGUCGUCUCAGGCAUCCGACGGAUCCGACCAUGGAGUCAAGCAGUUCCUCGCAGAGGUUGAGAUCUUAACACGGAUUCAUCACAGGAAUCUCGUCUCCUUGAUUGGUUACUGCAAGGACGGAGAGCACAUGGCGCUUGUCUACGAGUACAUGCCGCAGGGCACCUUGCAACAACACAUUGCAGGAAACGGCGGGAGAUGCUUAACCUGGAGGCAGAGGCUCAGGAUCGCACUAGAAUCAGCACAAGGGUUGGAGUAUCUACACAAGGGUUGCAACCCACCUCUCAUUCACAGAGAUGUGAAGUUGGACAACAUCUUACUGAACGCGAGACUUGAGGCCAAAAUUGCUGAUUUUGGCCUGUCCAAGACUUUCAACCAUGACAACGCUCAAGUAGCCACGAAUACGAUCAUUGCUGGCACAUAUGGGUAUAUGGAUCCAGAGUAUCGGAGAACAGGCAAGCCGACAACAAAGAGCGAUGUGUACAGUUUCGGCGUCGUGCUGCUGCAGCUGGUCGCGGGCAGGCCAGCCACGCAGCGGGACCCAGAGCCCACCAGCAUCGUCCAGUGGGCCCGGCCGCUGCUAGCGCAGGGUAACAUCGAGGCCGUCGCGGACCGGCGCAUGCGCGGCGACCACGACAUCAACGGCGUCUGGAAGGUCGCGGACGUCGCGCUGAGCUGCACCGCGCAGCAGCCGGCGCAGCGGCCCUCCAUGACCGAAGUGGUGGCCCAGCUUCAGGAGUGCCUCGAGCUCGAGAAGGGGGGCCGCGCCGGCGGCGACACGAGCGGCAGCUUCUACACCGCCGGCAGCGGGGACUACCCGUACUCCGGUCACACCAUGUCCGCCGCUCGUAACUCCGGUGUCGUGAGCCAGGAGAGUAGCUCUGCUUACGAGAUGGAGGUGGAGCAUAAUCUGGUGGGCAGGGUGCCAACAAUGCCCACAGGCCCAGCACCACGAUGAAGACUUUUGUUACCUCGUACGGUCUUCUUACCUCUU
Panicum hallii is the source of this 5265-nucleotide messenger RNA. RefSeq names its product LRR receptor-like serine/threonine-protein kinase IOS1. The transcript is spliced from 23 exons. Lineage: Eukaryota; Viridiplantae; Streptophyta; Magnoliopsida; Poales; Poaceae. Gene Ontology annotation, biological process: protein phosphorylation. Gene Ontology annotation, molecular function: protein binding; protein kinase activity; ATP binding. The record is from RefSeq and is a predicted model, not a curated record.